Molecule: messenger RNA, 507 nt
Organism: Protopolystoma xenopodis
Lineage: Eukaryota; Metazoa; Platyhelminthes; Monogenea; Polystomatidea; Polystomatidae
Source: the annotation of a GenBank genome assembly
GUGUGGAAUAUGUGUCGCCAGAAAUUUCUAUUCUCUCUUAAUCAGCAUGUCAAUUGGGUUAGGUGUUGCAGAUUUUCUCCUGAUUCCCGAGUUAUCGCCUCUUCUUCGGAUGACAAAACUGUGAAACUAUGGUCCGUAGAGAAUCAGCAAUGCAUUCAUACAUUUAACGAAGUCACUGGCUUUGUUCCUCAUUUUGACUUCCAUCCAAGUGGCAAUUGUCUUGCGACUGGCAGUACAAAUAUGUCCAUAAAAUUAUGGGAUUUGAGGAUGAAUCGGCUUCUUCAACAUUACGGAACACAUACUGGUCCCGUCAAUAAGGUGUGUUUCCAUCCAUCUGGCUACUUCCUUCUAUCUGCUUCAGAGGAUGGAACUCUCAGAAUAUUUGAUUUAGUUGAAGGAAGUCCUUAUUAUACUGUAUUUGGUCACAAAGGGUCAGUAACUUCAAUUGCGUUCUCAAGCACGGGCGAGAAUUUUGCAUCAGGGGGUUCAGAUGAACAGUAUUUAUAA